Molecule: messenger RNA, 1290 nt
Organism: Oppia nitens
Lineage: Eukaryota; Metazoa; Arthropoda; Arachnida; Sarcoptiformes; Oppiidae
Gene: Pal2
Product: peptidyl-alpha-hydroxyglycine alpha-amidating lyase 2-like
Exons: 5
Coding region: 156-1241 (361 amino acids)
Biological process (GO): peptide metabolic process
Cellular component (GO): membrane; extracellular region
Molecular function (GO): protein binding; catalytic activity
Source: RefSeq, a predicted model, not a curated record
AACUGAGAGUUCAAUUAAUUUUUGACAUUUUCGACUAAAAAAAACAUCAGACACUCAACCAGUGAUUUGGUGUCGAAAGUGUCAGAAAACAAAAAAAUAAUUGGUUUCUAAUUUCGACUUAAAAUCAUUCGGAAUUAAAAUCAAUACCGAAGAAGAUGUUUGGCUACUAUGCGAUUGCCAUCGCUUUAGUUGUCAUCAGUCGUUGCGAUUCUGCCUUUUAUGGCGAUCCGUUGCCAGACUUAGCAGAUGUUGAUCAGAAUUUUCGUGUCGAAAGAAUGAACGAUUGGCAGCAAAGAAAGUCAGCCAAAGAAGUAGACAAUUGGCCAAAAAAAGAAACGUUAGACCGAUUGGGUCAGGUGUCCGGUGUGGCCACCAGUCGGGACAACAAUGUACAUGUCUUUCACAGAGUUGACAGAGUUUGGGACCAAAGAACAUUUAAUUUGUAUAAUAUCUAUAAUAACAAAAAUGGACCGCCGAUUGCCAACGACACUGUCCUAGUGUUGGAUCCCAACGAUGGCAAAGUGAUGAAAUCGUGGGGCGCCAACAGGUUUUAUGUGCCGCACGGUAUAAGUGUUGAUCCUCAGGGAAACGUAUGGCUAACAGACGUGGCAUUGCAUCAGGUGUUCCGUUUCAAGAGCGACCAAUUGGCCGAACCGGAUCUGGUUUUGGGCGAACGUUUUGUUCCCGGUAAUGAUGACAAACACUUUUGUAAGCCGACAGAUGUGGCCAUAUCGUCGUCGGGAAUGAUCUACAUUAGCGACGGUUACUGUAAUUCACGGAUUAUGAUGUUCUCGCCCGAGGGUCACUUUGUUGGCCAGUUCGGUACAAACGACCAGAUGUUGGUUCCGCACAGUCUGACACUAUUGGAAACGGAUGACUUGAUAUGUGUGGCUGAUAGAGAAAACCGACGAAUACUUUGCUAUACGGCCGGACUUAAUGGAGAAAAAAGUGCCGGAAAACUGGUAUUCAAUGUACAACACAAACAAUUGGGACGAGUCUUUGCCAUUGACCACAUCGGCGAUAUUUUAUUGGCCGUAAACGGACCCGACAUGAAUAGUGUUCCGCCAAAAGGAUUGAGCCUUGACUUGGCCACCGAGCAAUUGGUGGACGUUUGGGAGCCAACUACUGGACACUUGGAGGAACCGCACGAUUUGGCCGUUUCGGCAGACAGUACAUCAUUUUUUGUCGGACAGAUUUCAAUCAAAUCGCAGAAAAAAAUAUUUAAAUUUACAAUACUUUAAAUUUGAUUUCUAAUUAUUAUUAUUUAUUAUUUAUUUUUUUAAUUUUAAU